GUCAACUGUCAAUUUAUUCACCACUGUCCCUGUCAAAAGUUUCUUCACGUUUAAACAAGUUUUAUUUACUCCAAAUAAAGAAUUGUAAAAAGGUAGGGAAAGGAAUUAUACUGUUGAACUAUCUUUAAAACAUAAAAAUGGGAGACCAUGAUGAUUUUGAAGACAACCAGUAUCCUGACAAUGAUGAAUUCAUGCCAUACGUUACAGCCGGUAAUCUAUCUCAAAAAAACGGCGCGAAAGUUGCUGUCUGGGGUAAAGUUACAAAAGUUACUGCUAAUGAAGGAUUCUAUGUUAAAACUGUGGAUGAUCAAGAGAUUCUUAUACAAUUGAAAAAGCCACUUAGCGAACCUUUGGAAGGAUGGUACGAAAUAUAUGGAGUUUCACAAGGAAAGAGUGUAUUGUGUGAUGAGUAUGUUCCAUUUUCUGACGAUAUGGCCAAGAAUAUUGAUACAGAAGGCCAUAAAAAUCUUGCAAAGUUACUAGCAGCUCUGGAGGACCCAUGGAAUCUUGGAGAGAAUCCAAGUGAUAUGAAUGGAGUAACUCCAAUGGAGUAAGUCUGAAGUUAAUUAAUUAGGAGAAAGAUGUAUCUGAUAUUUUGUAAUUCCACAUGAGUACUGAGAAAUAUUUGAAGAGUACAAUCAUUCAAGAAGUUGAUCUUUUAUAAUAUUAAUCUCUUGUAAUAUUUGUUUUGUACUAACUCUAAACUCUGAAAGUAUACUUUAAAUAUAUGUACAUUAAACUUAAAUUAUAUGCUAGUAUUAAAUUGGUAUUGAGUUUGCUGUUUAGUAGCACAACAAGAAUUCCACAGUUAAUUCAUUUAAAAUAUAAUUGUUACAAAUAUGCUAUGUUGCUAAGGUUAUUAGUUUUAAGGUUUCAUAUUAAAAAAGUUGCCACUGUU
Molecule: messenger RNA, 898 nt
Organism: Papilio xuthus (Asian swallowtail)
Lineage: Eukaryota; Metazoa; Arthropoda; Insecta; Lepidoptera; Papilionidae
Gene: Rpa3
Product: replication protein A3
Exons: 1
Coding region: 138-554 (138 amino acids)
Biological process (GO): DNA recombination; DNA replication; DNA repair
Cellular component (GO): nucleus
Molecular function (GO): DNA binding
Source: RefSeq, a predicted model, not a curated record